GUCAGUUCGAUAAGGACGAAUGCGGUCCUGGACACCGACCCUGUGGCACCGGAGGAUUGUGUGUGAAUUCAAUAGGAAGUUUCAUCUGCAACUGUCUGAGCGGCUGGGUUGGAGAGCACUGCCAGUACGGGGAUGGGAAUGCUACCAAAAUGUAUUCAAGGAUGGACGGGUCCACGUUGUCGUGAUGACAUAGACGAAUGCAAAAAUUCGUCGUUAUAUACAUGUGGAAUACACCAGCAUUGCAGUAAUCACCGAGGAAAUUACUCAUGUGAUUGUGAUGCUGGAUGGAGUGGAGAACACUGCGAAACAGACAUCAAUGAAUGUGAUAAUCCGCCGUGCCAAAAUGGAUCCACUUGCCACAAUCAAGAGGGUUCAUAUGAGUGCAUGUGCCCUGUCGGCUGGCAAGAUAAACAUUGCAAUCAAGACAUAGACGAAUGUUUACAAAAUCCAUGCCAGCGAAAUGGCAGUUGUAGCAACUUAAUCGGGUGGUAUUUUUGUGAUUGCCCAAUUGAAUGGAGAGGGAACAACUGCGAAAUCGAUGUCAACGAAUGUUCGCUAAACGCAUCGCACUGUAUGCAUGGCUCAACUUGUACUAACGUAGAUGGUUCUUAUAUAUGCGAUUGCAGCAGGGGAUUCGAAGGUCGCAACUGCGAGAUUGACCUCAACGAAUGUCUUUCCGCCCCAUGUCAAAACAACGGAACGUGCAACAACACCAUUGGUUUUUUCAACUGCGCAUGCGCGCAAAACUAUACCGGCGCGACCUGCGAACGGGAGCAUACCGCAAAUUCAGGUAAAGGCGCAGAUAAUACAUCGGUCAUUGUGGGUGCUGUGCUUGGGAGCACGGGUGAUGUUGGGGUUGCAGUUUCUGGCGUAUUUCUGUUCAAGAAAUUUUGCCUUUGGCGGUUCAACAAAACGCACAGUAAAAUUUCGUCCCAUGACUUGGACCAAGGUAAGAAAGUUGAUGAAAACUCUAAAAUGCCGGGACAAACAAAGUUUCACGUGACGUAAAGGGGUAGGACAAUACGUGUGUAGCCACGGACACACGAGCGAUGACCCAGAUGACGAAUCAGCUGAUCAAGAUACGAACUUGUCAAAUUAUAAAGAGAAUAAGUAACAGAAUAGAGAAAUAUACAUAAAAUAUGUGUUUCCUUAUGAAUAUCGCUAUACUAAGUGUGAUGUAUGUCUGUAUGUCUUAUUAACCUAUGAAUGUUAAAUAAUUUAAAGAUUAUUUUAUGAAUGAAAUAUGGUCAUAGUAUCACGAAAGAACUAUAUUCAAACUCAACAUCAACAUUGUCUCACUUUUUAAGAUGAGGUUGACCAGCAUGUCCAAAUAAACAAGAUUGAGUUCUUAGUUUGACUUAACCCUUAGUAAUAGGGUAAUAGUUAAAUUAGUAAAUUUUAAGCAUACUGAGAUUUUAGAGUGUUUGUAAGCUGACUGACAUUCUCAGUGCUAAGCUGAGUGGAAACUCAAAUGUUAUCUUCUGAGUUGAGCUGCAAAAAAACAAACAUGAUACUGGAUCAUUUGUUUGCUUUUUAUUGUUUUUUUUAUUCAAAUCUGAUCUCUAUAAUAAAUGUUUCAUUUAAUAGUUUUAUUAAUUUACUGUUUACAUGGC
Molecule: messenger RNA, 1613 nt
Organism: Dreissena polymorpha
Lineage: Eukaryota; Metazoa; Mollusca; Bivalvia; Myida; Dreissenidae
Product: fibropellin-3-like
Exons: 5
Coding region: 133-1008 (291 amino acids)
Biological process (GO): establishment or maintenance of epithelial cell apical/basal polarity; heterophilic cell-cell adhesion
Cellular component (GO): protein-containing complex; plasma membrane
Molecular function (GO): calcium ion binding
Source: RefSeq, a predicted model, not a curated record